AUGGCGGAUUACGUUGAGGAAUGUGAUGUUGAAGGAGGAAAUCUAUCUAAUUGCAAUUCCGGGUCAUCUUCAACUUCAGCAACUGUAGUUCUUAUACAGAAGUUUAUUGCAGAAGUGCUCGGAACUUACUUUGUCAUUUUCGCCGGAUGUGGAUCGGUGGCGGUUAAUAAGAUAUACGGGUUAGUGACGUUCCCUGGGAUCUGUGUGACAUGGGGACUCAUAGUCAUGGUCAUGGUUUACUCCGUCGGUCACAUCUCCGGCGCACAUUUCAAUCCCGCCGUCACCCUAACUUUUGCCAUUUUCCGUCACUUUCCUUGGGCUCAGGUGCCUAUGUAUGUAAUUGCACAAGUAUUGGGAUCGGUGUUGGCCAGCGGUACCCUGGCUCUAACUUUCAACGUCAAACUGGAGCAUUUCUUUGGUACAACUCCUGCUGGUUCUGAUGUUCAGUCUCUAGUCCUUGAGAUUAUAAUCUCCUUCCUUUUAAUGUUCGUCAUAUCCGGGGUUUCUACAGAUACCAGAGCGAUUGGAGAACUUGCUGGAAUUGCAGUUGGAAUGACAAUAAUGCUAAAUGUAUUCGUUGCUGGGCCGGUGUCUGGAGCGUCUAUGAACCCAGCAAGAACUCUUGGUCCUGCAAUUGUGAUGCACAACUACAAAGGGAUUUGGGUUUACAUAGUGGGACCAGUCAUCGGCACCAUUUUUGGAGCUCUAUGCUAUAACCUAAUAAGGUUCACGGACAAACCAUUACGGGAGAUAACCUCCAGUAAAUCAUUUCUCAAGAGCAUCUCAAGAAAAUAA
Molecule: messenger RNA, 795 nt
Organism: Telopea speciosissima
Lineage: Eukaryota; Viridiplantae; Streptophyta; Magnoliopsida; Proteales; Proteaceae
Product: probable aquaporin NIP-type
Exons: 5
Coding region: 1-795 (264 amino acids)
Biological process (GO): transmembrane transport
Cellular component (GO): membrane
Molecular function (GO): channel activity
Source: RefSeq, a predicted model, not a curated record